Messenger RNA from Plasmopara halstedii, 1122 nucleotides. RefSeq names its product WD repeat protein TSSC1, WD repeat superfamily. The record is from RefSeq and is a predicted model, not a curated record. Gene Ontology annotation, molecular function: protein binding. Gene Ontology annotation, biological process: protein ubiquitination. Bases 1 to 1122 code for a protein of 373 amino acids. The transcript has 4 exons. Lineage: Eukaryota; Oomycota; Peronosporomycetes; Peronosporales; Peronosporaceae.
AUGUUCGGCGGCAGCUCGUGUAGCUUCAGCUUCGGCACGAAGAUUCGAACAUUGGAGCCUGUUGUGGCAGAAAAGGAUCGCUCGCACUUCUUUGUGGGUACUAGCACAUUAAAUCAACCCAACCAGAUAUAUUUGGUGGAAGUAGACGACAAAGGCAACAGCAUUAUCACACACCAGGUGUGCAAUCACCCUGGGGAAGUACUGUGUCUGGUGCCGAGUCCUCACGAACGAGAGCUUUUGGUCACCUGCGGCAAGCAACAAGGUCAACGAGCAGAGGCUUCAUUAUGGAAGCUGCCAGAUACGAGUAAUUUAGAAGAAGAGAAAUGUGCCGCUACAAAUCUGAAGCAGUUGUCGGUGUUUCCUGCGCAGAAGCUGCCAGUGUCUGAAUUUGCUUGGGACGCUACAAAUACCACUUCAACGCUAGCUUCGAGUCAUGAGACAUUGCUUCGAACGUGGCAGCUAAAUGAAGGAUCAGUUGAAGCGCAGGAAAAGUUGGAGCUGGACGUUUCAAUGAUGGGAGACACUACGAAGAAAGGCGCAAGCGCAUUGGUGUGGGACCCGCACCAUGCCUUGCAACUAACUUUUGCUCUCGGUAGGAAUGUGCACACGUGGGAUCUCCGAGCAAAGCAAGAGCGCAUAAGUGUCGAGGACGCGCAUCCCACUGCCACACUGUCGCUCGAUUUUAAUCCAAAUAAACCGCACACUCUUGCUAGUGGUGGAGACGAUGGCAAACUCAAGUUUUGGGAUUUGCGAUAUGCGCAAAAGCCGCUACUGGUGAUGAACGCGCAUUCGCACUGGGUGUGGAGUACAAAAUAUCAUCCGCAGCAUGAUCAGCUGGUUCUCUCGGGAGGCUCCGAUUCGACGCUAGCUCUGUGGCGAGUAUCUUCAAUUUCAUCGUCACCUUUAGUGGAGCUGGAUGAACGUGAUCUAAUGGACGAAACGGCUGACGGUGCCGCUGUUGCAGAUGUGCUCAUCCGACGUGUUGAAGAGCACGAGGAUGCCGUGUACGCAGCUCGUUGGACAGCCGGUGGAGAUGCGUGGAUGUUCGUUUCCGUGUCGUAUGACGGCCGCCUGGCUGUCAAUCACGUGCCAUCGACUGAAAAAUACAAAAUUUUGCUGUGA